This is a messenger RNA of Paracoccidioides lutzii Pb01, 2979 nucleotides long. RefSeq names its product nitrogen regulatory protein areA. The transcript is spliced from 3 exons. The coding region runs from base 1 to 2979 and encodes 992 amino acids. Gene Ontology annotation, molecular function: zinc ion binding; RNA polymerase II cis-regulatory region sequence-specific DNA binding; DNA-binding transcription factor activity, RNA polymerase II-specific. Gene Ontology annotation, biological process: positive regulation of transcription by RNA polymerase II; negative regulation of transcription by RNA polymerase II. The record is from RefSeq and is a predicted model, not a curated record.
AUGUCGACGUCGUCAACGAAUAAUCCAUACCGAAAGCGUGGGGGGCACGCAGCCGCCUAUCUAGCUGCUUACUUGUCCAGACCCAAUAAUCCCUCUACCACAACCAGCAACACUCCCAACGUCACCUCAGUUCCAACAUCUAACGCUGUUACUACUGGGGCUUCAGCAGCAUCUUGCCUCGACCUUCGACCCAAUAUCACUUCAUCACCCUCUGUUUCUUCAUUGACUACAGCCUCUCCAUCGACAUCUCUCUCCACUCUCGAGACGUUAGCAAAAACCCCUGCCCACCUUCAAGGCAAACUCAGCUUCGACCAAUCCUCCCCUCCGUUGUUUGGCGCUGGCGAUUUUAGCCCUAGCCAAUUGUAUCACCCCCGCAACACCCCUCAGCUCACUAAUUUGUGGGAAGCUUCAUUCUCCAAAGACACCACCCUGGAGCCGUCACUCCACGACCGCAUUGUUGGCGGGAAUCUACUGCGCGAAUCAGUCUUCCCCGACUGGAGAGAUGGUGCCUCUCACACCGGGCUUGACAAUACCGAUGAAAUGCAGAAGCAGGACCCCUUGGCAACCCAAAUAUGGAAGCUAUACAGCCGGACCAAGUCCCAGCUGCCUAACCAGGAGCGCAUGGAGAACCUGACUUGGCGCAUGAUGGCCAUGAGCCUGAGAAAGAAGAGAGAGCAGCAACAAAACAAAAUGUCCAAGCAGCCUGGAGCUUCGAACAAUUCGAAAGCCCCGGAAAACGAUUGUCAAAUGUCAACGCCUGCUGCGGCUGCUGCCGAUGGCCCUAGUGGGAUCGCUAGACUUCGACAGUGGGUCGAUGAUUAUGGUGUGGCUGCUGAAUCAGAUCCAAUGAAUCUUGACGAUUUUAUUGUUCCAUCGUCCAUGUAUUCGCCUUCAGGCUUGUCAACGUCCCCGCCCGCUGAGGCGGCUAGCUCAAGCCAUGCAGAGGCAUCGGCUAUCCCAAUAAAAUCACGCAACGAUCAGCACCUCCAUCCCCCAGGCAACUUUAUGCCUGCUUCGUUUCCACAUCCACCUCAGCAUUAUCGACAAAACGAUGAAUUUGGCUACGUCCAAAGACGAGUCCGCAAGACUAGUGUUGACGAAAGAAACACACGAAAACGGCCAGCCGAAUCGUCUCCCCAGGUGCCUCCUGUCGUAAACCUGACAAUUCCCAACGAAUCCGAUUUUGAUACCGGUAUGGCUGAUUACAGCCUUGAUCACCCUCACUCCGCCUAUCCACUAAGCAAUCACACUUCCUCAACUGUUCCUUCCAACCUCGAAACGUUCCAUCUCGGCGACGACCCGAUUCUUACCUCCGCAGGCCCUUUUCAGCAGAGUUACCCCUUCUCGCCCUCUGAAUCUCCUCUUGUGACUGGUGGGCCGUUCCAGAGUGUCUAUUCUCACACACCAAUGGGAUCUUCUCUCAACUCAGCCGAAUUUUAUUCACCGCCACCUUCCGGAUAUCAAUCUGUUGCUUCAACCCCCCAAGCGGGCUUCGAUACUGAUCAAAUGAUGUGUUUUGAGCAUAGUACAGUUGAUCAGAGGACACAUCAAUCAACGGGGAAUUUUUGUGGGCCCUCAAAUAUCGCUGGGUCUUCCCAAUCUCGAUACUUCUAUCGUGCCGCCAAUGAAACCGCAUUCAAUGCAAUCAGCGGCAUUGGGCGAGGGAGUAUUCCGUCCCCCGGUUUUUCGAUCCCUCAGCAGCGCGUGGGCCCGACACACUUCUCCUCUGGUCCAUUGUCUCGUCCUUUGAACUUGCCUAACAACGAGCAGCAUAUGUUUUCAUUCGGUGCGGAUUCCGAUAAUGAAGAAGAAGAUGGCAACCCGUUUCCCGACAGAUCCAUGACAAUGCAGAUGGAUUAUAAUCCGAUCGACGACUCGUCUAUUGACCUCAAUAAUCCCGCCGUACAAUGGGAAUCGCAUUUCCCUGAAUAUUUUAAUUCUGUGGCAAACAAUUUCCAGGGUCAUCAUAGAAGACAUAUCACAAUUGGUGGAGCAGAGAUGGCUGGUGUCAGCGGGGGCUGGGAUCGUGGAAGCUUGGAUCGUACUCAUGGUUCUGCGGCAUCGGUUAGUGAAAUACGUAAUCGUGACCAAGAUCCAAGAAGGCAAAAGAUUCCGCGAACAAUUUCAACACCCAACACGACUCAACUUCUCCAUCAGAGCAUGAAUAAUCAGCCACAUACAACACCAAAUUCUCCUCCAAGAUCAGGAUUCAGCAGUGCGUCUCCGUCGAGGCCUUCAUCCCCUGGAGGUGCAAAACAAACCGAACAAUCUGGUGCACCCACCACUUGCACAAACUGUUUCACACAAACCACUCCCUUAUGGCGCAGAAACCCGGAAGGUCAACCUCUUUGUAAUGCAUGCGGGCUGUUCUUAAAGUUACAUGGAGUGGUCCGCCCACUGUCACUGAAGACUGACGUUAUUAAAAAGCGCAACAGAGGAAGUUGUAACAACUUACCGAUUGGAGUUUCUGCAGGCCGUUCCGCCAAGAAAGUGUCACGAAAGAACUUCAUCCAGCAAUCAACUUCAAUAACGUCGAUGUCCAGUAAAGUUCAAGGUGCUUCAGAUCCUCUGUCUUCUGCAUCGGGAUUAAGUAGUGCCUCAACGCCAGGAAAUACGUCCAACGUUUUUUCAGGCUUUACAAAAAGUGGCGUUGUGCCCAUCGCCGCUGCUCCACCAAAGCCUGCCCUAACUACCCUAGCUGGUAGCCUGGCUCAGGUACGAGCCCCUGUUCAAGUCAUGACGAAGCGCACUCGCCGCUUCGAGAAAGCGCCUUCUGGACCCCAGGGUUCCCAGGAAGCCGAAAUGCGCGAUGUAGUAAAUGACGGCAAUAAACCACCUACGCCGCUGAAUAGAUCGAAGCCAUUCACGCCAGUUACCACCCUCCCACCGGCUGCUGAGAAUCCCGCCCACCAUAGUCUUGCCGCAGGGGCCAGACAAGGAGGCAGCCAAGAAUGGGAGUGGCUAACCAUGAGUUUGUGA